AUGGAGUACAGGCAAAAGUCGGCGCGGCUCCCAAAGUCAGCCGAAGAGAAGUCACGGUGGCGGCGUGUCAUCGUCGUUCUCGAACACUGCCCCCUCGCCGUCGUGCGCACGGAGUACGGCUUCGAGCUGCUGUCCGAGAAGCACCGGCAGUAUCACGCACGCAACAAGCAAGACCCUGCUGAGUGGCGACCAGACGUGGUGCAUCAGGCUCUCCUGCACCUUAUGGACUCCCCGCUGAACCGUGCCGGUCUCUUGCAAGUAUUCCUGCGGACAAAAAAAGGCGUUGUCAUUGCCGUCGAUCCACGCCUGCGUGUGCCACGACAUAUUCGGUUGUUUGAAAAGAUGAUGGUGGCGUGUCUGUACAAGAUGAAGGUGCGGGCGGCACAUGGGCAUAUUUCGCUGCUGCGUGUGGUGAGGAACCCUGUCACAGACCACAUACCGCCCAACUGCACGUUGUUUCGCGUGGAGCGGGACGGAGACAGUGUCCCUGAUCUCUACGCCUUCUGCGCCACAUGCGGUGUUGCCGACGGGGAACGCACAAAGAAGCGUAAAGUGGAGACAUUUGCUGCAGGUGAGGCCGCGCCAUCCCAUUUUGCGCAGCACCACAGUGAGGCCGCCCAAGGCACGGAAGUUUUUAUCCGUUGCGUUCA
Messenger RNA from Trypanosoma cruzi, 650 nucleotides. RefSeq lists its product as uncharacterized. Gene Ontology annotation, biological process: rRNA base methylation. The annotation marks the transcript as partial. The transcript has a single exon. Lineage: Eukaryota; Euglenozoa; Kinetoplastea; Trypanosomatida; Trypanosomatidae. Gene Ontology annotation, cellular component: small-subunit processome; nucleolus. The record is from RefSeq and is a predicted model, not a curated record. Gene Ontology annotation, molecular function: rRNA (pseudouridine) methyltransferase activity; rRNA binding.